This is a messenger RNA of Notolabrus celidotus (New Zealand spotty), 12325 nucleotides long. RefSeq lists its product as uncharacterized. The coding region runs from base 20 to 7576 and encodes 2518 amino acids. The transcript has 11 exons. The record is from RefSeq and is a predicted model, not a curated record. Gene Ontology annotation, molecular function: DNA helicase activity. Gene Ontology annotation, biological process: telomere maintenance; DNA repair. NCBI's taxonomy places the organism in Eukaryota, Metazoa, Chordata, Actinopteri, Labriformes, Labridae.
GUAAAGCAGUAAAGCUACAAUGCCAAGAAAGAGUAAGAGAGCUCAGGCCCAGAGUCUGCGUAGGUCAGCAGAGAUAAACUGUGCAGCAAAUGAACAAACAGAUGGUGUUCCUUCAGUGCCUCAUGCUGACGGUGUGAAACAGGGAGGUCAAAGUUCACCAUGUGUACCACAGGUAUCUUAUGCAGAUGUGGUUAAGAGGAGUAAUCCACCUGUUGCAGGCCCGUCUGAUUCUGAGCAGGUAAACCGCAGAGUUCAGAGUGAUGAUCCAGGAGUACAGCAGGUAUCCCAUGCAGACAUGACAAAGAGGAGAUGUUCCAGUGAGCCAAGUAUUGCAGACCCCUCCAACUCAAAGCAGGUAAACCACAGAGGUCAAGGUGAUGAGCCACGUGCAGCCCAGCUUUCAUAUGCAGACAUGGUGCAGAGGAGACGUGUCAGUAAUGAUCAGUGUGUAGCAGGCCCACCUCAGGCAGACGUGGUAAACACUAGAGAUCAGCUUGAUGAACUAAACCUCAGUGCAUCUCGCAGCCAGGCUUCUCUGAAAUACGGCCAGUCCAGAAACAAGCAGUGCACCUGUAACUCCCUCAUAUUCCUUGCAUUCCUGUGUGAGAAUGAAAACAUGACCAGAGCAGACCUGAACAGUGUUUUGGACAAAGGUAAUGUGAUGUACAGAACGGUGAGAGAAAGGGUUCCUAACCACGUCCAUCUGACUACUGAUGAGCUCCCUGAUAUAGUUCCUGCUCGAAGAUUCACCCACAUCGUGGACAUGUCACUGCUCUCUAGAUAUGGCACAUUUGGAGACCCUUCACCUGAGGCUGUAGAUUACUUUCUGGACCUUGAGUCAGGACUGAGCUGCCUGUUAUCAGAUGUGCAGUACGCACUGCUGCUGAUGAGUUCACUAUGCAUUGCAGUCUUCAGAACUAGAUCAGGCAGAUAUGGUUUCUUUGAUCCACAUGCUAGGACAGUCAAAGGUUUGCCUCUGCUUCAGCUUACACCCACCCCUGGUACCGCUGUCAUGGUGACGUUCACACGUCUCAGUGAUAUGAUCGACAGGCUCACCAAGUAUCACAAGAUGUUGGGCACAGCAGCGUCCUGUACCUAUGAGUUAAAGCCAGUCCAGUUUCCUGAUGUGAACUACCUGAGUGAUGUCACCCCAGCCACAGAGAGUCAGCCACCAACUCACACUGUACCAACCACUGUGUUUGAUGAUACCCAUCCAGAUGAGCCAACCACAAGUGAUCCACAGAUGAACACUGAUGUCUCUGAAAUCACCGUGUUAGCAGACAUGGAGACUGACCCUGAACCACUCAGCUCUGUUUCAGACACACUGAAUGAUGACAUGGAAACUGAUGUCUCUGACCACACGUCACAGAGAACCUGCCCUAACAUCACUUCUUCAUCUACUGCGAAUCAACCAGAGGUACAUGAAGUGUUUCCUAACACACACACUGAACCAGAACCAGCACAUGGAUUCAGCUUAAACUCUGACAAAUCACAAGACUGUCCCCCAAGUGAGUUACUCUUAACUGAUCCGUUGAUACGUACUGACACCAGUGCUCAUGACCUCUCACAUGACAUCUCCAGUAAAGUAUCAAAACUGGGAAAAGAGCAAAGGAGGAAAUUUAAGAUGAGACUGAUGCAUUCUGAAAACUUAAUACAAAGAAAGGAGAACCAAAAGAGGAAAGAGAGAGUAAAGUAUGCUUUAGAUGAAAAGUAUAAAGCAAAGAAAAAAUCUUACUCAAGCCAGAGAUCUUCCAAGGAAGAGUUAAGAAAAGCAAAACAAAAAUAUGAUACCAACCAUUACAGAAACAACCCUGAAAUACAGAAAAAGAAAAGGAAUCAUAUAACAACUAGAUACAGAGAAAGCACGGAUUUUAGACUGAAGCAAAAAGCCUAUAUCACAAGAAAAUACCGCGACAGUGUUGAAUUUAAGGACAGACAAAAAAAAUACAUUACAAGAAAAUACCGCAACAGUGUGGAAUUUAAAGACAGACAAAAAACGUAUAUCAAGAGGAGAUACACAGAGGACAUUGAUUUCAGGCAGAGACAACGAUCUUAUAUCACUCAGAGAUAUGCUCGUGAUGAAGUGUUCCGUGUUCGACACAGACAGCUGAUGAGACAAAUAAUGAGAGACAGGACUAAGAACAGUCUUCAUAAGAUGAGAUGUGCAUUAAAAAUAUCAAGGAAAUACAGACAGAUAAGUAGACACACAUGUGAGCCUGACAGAGAGAGUGAGAACCCUUUGAUCAGAGAGGCCAUCGCUGCUUUCAGAUCACACAUAAAGGACGGUCCCACCUAUGUUUGCACUGUGUGCCACAAAGCCUCAUUUCCAAACCAGGUGAAACCCUGCAAGAGGUCCAGCUAUGUGAAACAUCCCCGUGUGGUUGCAGCAUGUCUAACAGGACAGUAUGUUCAUGCUUGUGAUGAUGACUGCAGAAAUAAUAAGUGCACUGUCCCUGAUGAGAGAAAGAGAGAGUGGAUUUGUCACACCUGUCACGAACAUCUGAAAAAUGGAGCCAUGCCUAAACUGGCUGUAGCAAACAACCUGGGUCUAGCUGAUAUUCCACCUGAGCUGUGUGACCUCAACAUACUGGAGAGACAUCUGAUAGCAAAGUGCAUCACGUUUGCAAAGAUCAUUCCUCUUCCUAAAGGCAGACAGAGAGCUAUCCAUGGUAACGUGGUGUGUGUUCCCUCUGAAGUCCAGGAGACCAUCGAUGCUCUUCCCAGAUUGAGAAGUGAGUCUCAGGUGCUGAGAGUGAAACUGAAGAGACGGUUGACUUACAGAGGUCAUCAUCUGUUUCAGACUGUAACCUGGUCUAAACUCAUACAGGCUCUGCAUAAACUCAAAGAGAUCCACCCACAGUAUGAGGACAUCACUAUUAGAGAUGAGGAGGACUUGUGUGAUCCCACAGUACCUGAUGAGGAUGAUGAUGGUGAUGGUGAUGGUGAUGGUGUUACAAUGGCUGAGGAAGACUAUGAUGAGGAUGAUUUGAUGGAAAUCGACAGGUUUGAGACUGAUGCUAUGUGUGAGGCAGAAAUUGACAAUGAAAACACUGAGCUGUGUGAUGAAGGUCAGACCCAGGAGAAUGAUGAUGAUGGUGAGCCACAGCAGGAAGGAGACAUGCCUCAUGGUGGUGUUGUUCUUGAAUCAUGCCUUCAGCCGCGUGAUGUUUCAGAGGAGAUAUUAUGUUUCAGUGACUCUACCUACUCAGUAGCUCCUGCAGAGGGAAACAGUCCAGUCAGUUUUUUUAAGACACCCAAACUUGAAGCCAUGGCUUUCCCCGUUCAGUUUCCCACUGGUGUAAACACUCUGGAUGAAAACAGACCCAUGAAAUUAACACCCGGUGCUUAUUUCAAAGCAAGGCUCUUUGGUGUGGACGAUCGCUUUGCCAGAGAUACCAACUACCUGUUCUUUGCACAGUUUGUGGCAGAAAUACAUGUAGCUACUUCCAGCAUGACCAUACAGCUGCGUAAAGGAAAACCUUUCACCAGAGAUGGACGUAAAAUAACAUCCAGAAUGUUGAGAGACAAGCAUGAGGUGGAGAGACUGGUGAGAAACAGAGAUGCUAUCAGAUUCAUGCAGCCACUCAGAGGAACACCAGCCUAUUGGGACAAAACUACUAAAGACCUGUUUGCCAUGAUCAGACAGCUGGGCAGUCCCACCUUCUUUGUCACAUUUUCUGCAGCAGAGAUGCGUUGGCCAGAGGUGAUUAUUGCCAUAAAAGCACAGCAGGGUGAGGAGGUGAACUUUGAUGAGCUGGACUGGUCCACAAAGUGUGACAUUCUGAGAUCCAACCCCGUCACUGUGAUGAGAGUUUUUGACAAAAGAGUUGAAGCACUGUACAGAGACCUGAUCUUGUCUCCUGCACAACCCCUGGGCAAAGUGUACGACUUCUUUUGGCGUCUUGAGUUUCAGCACAGAGGAAGUCCUCACAUACAUGGUCUCCUGUGGGUUGAUGGUGCACCUGUGUUUGAGAAAGACAGUGAUAAGACUGUGUGUGACUUUGUGUCCAAAUACAUCUCUGCUCGGCUCCCUGAUCCAGAUAAACAGCCUGACCUGUUUAAAAAAGUCACAGAGGUGCAGAUACACAGCAAAAACCACUCAAAGACAUGUUUUAAGAGUGCUAGUUCAGGAUGCAGAUUUGGAUUCCCCAAACCUCCCUCCAGAAGGACAUUGAUAACCAGACCUGUGGAUGAUGUGGACUCAGAGAGACUUAAAGCAGCCAAAGAGAAACUAGCCCCACUGAAUCAGUUGCUGAAUAAACCUGAGACCGCCUCCCUGAGUUUUGAACAGCUCCUGUCUCGAUGUGACCUGACCCCCAGUGAAUUUGAGCAUCACCUGCACAUGAUGAGCCAGUCCUGCAGUAUCAUACUGAAGCGUGACCCAAAAGACUGCUGGGUAAACCCUUACAACCCUCAUCUGCUUGAAGCCUGGGACGCAAACAUUGAUGUGCAGUUUGUUCUGAGCUACCACAGUCUGAUCCGUUACAUCUGUACAUACAUGUGCAAAAGUGAGAACUCUGUGAGUCAGUAUCUGCAAACGCUCAUUCAGAACUCAGACAGAGACUGUGUUAACGAACGGGACGAAAUGAAAGCAAUCAUGCAGGCAUAUUCCAAAAAGAGAGAGAUAUCAGCACAAGAGGCUGUGGCCCGAGUGACUUCACUGAACAUGAAAAAGAGUUCACGCGCCGUGGUUUUCAUUUCAACUGACGACAACCCGGUCAAAAUGAGUCUGCCUGUCUCCAGCCUUGGCAACACAACACCAGACUGUGUCAAUGUGUGGAUGACGUCUAUAACAGACAAAUACAAAGCCAGACCUGAGACACCAGAGUUUGAGGAGAUGUGCAUGGCAGACUUUGCCUCUACCUGCAGACUUGUGUAUGGACAACAGACCAAGGGAAAACAUGUGGUACCUCUGCUGAAUGAGUUAGGCUUUGUACAGAGGAGAGGAAGUGAGAACCAUGCAGUCAUCAGAUAUCGCCGCAUAUCAAAAGAGAAGUACCCCGAGCAGUUUUAUGGCACGUUACUUAGACUGUAUCUUCCAUACAGAUCAGACCAAGAACUGAAAAGACCGUUUCUACCCACAUACGAGUCCUUCCACGAGAGAGGUAUAGUUCAGCUGCCGUGCUCUGACCGUCCCCAGUACGUGAAAGUCAUAGUGAAAAGAAACAAAGAGAAAUAUGAAAAGAACAGUGAGGAAAUCGAGACCGCUAUCGAGGACUUUGAACAGAACAGAGGCGUGGUGGAUGAAUGGUGUAACUUGGCCCCAGAGUCUGAAGUGGUGAGGUUGGAGUGUAUCGAUGAGCUGGAUGCCAGACAACCCGAUCCUGAAAACGUUCAAGAGAAUGUACCAGAGUACAAUAAACAAGCCGACGCUGCUCCAGAAGCCAGAGUCAUGAGAGAGCCCCCUGCAGUCGAUCCCACACAGCUACGUCAAAUGUAUCAGAGUCUGAACCAGAAACAAGCAUGUGUGUUCUAUGCAGUGAGAGACUGGUGCUUUAAGCGUGUCUGUGGACUACACCCAGAGCAGUUUUUCUACUACAUCAAUGGUGGAGCUGGAACAGGAAAGUCACAUCUCAUUAAAUGCAUCUACUCAGAGGCGUCUAAGAUACUGAGCAAAGUGCCCAGACGUGCUGAGGAAGCUGACAUAUCAACCCCCACUGUGUUGUUGACUGCUUUCACUGGAACUGCAGCCUUUAACAUCUCUGGAACUACACUGCACUCUCUGCUCAAACUGCCCAGAAGCCUCAAACCUCCUUUUCAAGGUCUCGGGAACAAACUGGAUGAAAUCAGGUGUGAGCUUUUAAAUGCUGAAAUCCUUGUCAUUGAUGAAGUGUCCAUGGUGUCAAAGGCCCUGUUUGCCUAUGUGGAUGUGAGACUGAAACAGAUCAAAGGCAGUCACAGACCCUUUGGAGGAAUGUCAGUGUUAGCUGUGGGAGACUUUUAUCAGUUACCUCCUGUACGACAGUCCAAACCUCUUUGUGUGUUUGAUCCUCGUGAGAUUGACCUCUGGACAGAGAACUUUCAGAUGGUAACCUUGAAUGAGAUCAUGAGACAGAAGGAUGACUUGGUGUUUGCUGAGAUGUUGAACAGGCUCCGUGUGAAGAACAAGUCAGAUGAGCUUUCUGAAGCAGACCGAGCUUUGCUGUCACAGCGUAUCACAGAACCAGAACUCUGUCCCACUGAUGUCCUGCACAUUUUUGCAACCAACAGACAGGUCGACGCACACAACUCUGCAACCCUCUCUCUGCUCCAUUAUGAUAUAACCAGCAUCGAUGCAGACGACUUUAAAAAGGACCAACACACUGGACACAUGAAAAGACAAGGUGCACCGUGUAAAGGAGGCAGAAGUGAUUUACCCGACACACUGAAUGUUGCUGUAGGUGUUCGAGUCAUGCUCACCAGAAACAUAGAUGUGUCUCAAGGAUUGGUGAACGGAUCAUUUGCUACGGUAGGUAAAGUCGUCAACACUGAAAGAAAUGAUUCUUCUCAAGUCACUAUGCUUGGGCUCAGGAUGGAUGAUGAAACAGCUGGUGGGAGCUAUCGUUCCAGAGGAGACAAUCUGGUGUACAUAGACAGAUCAGAGGAGGCUCUGAAACACAAAGGAGUGGUACGUAGACAGUUCCCUGUCAAACUUGCCUUUGCAUGCACGAUCCACAAGGUUCAAGGUAUGACAAAGAAAUCAGCUGUAGUCUCUCUGAAACACAUUUUUGAACCUGGCAUGGCUUACGUAGCGAUCAGCAGAGUGACCUCUCUCGGUGGACUCCACAUUCUUGACUUGGACGAGAGUAAAAUCCACGCAAACCCUCAUGUCAGUGUUUCCUUAGAGACCAUGAGACAAGCCAACUUGGACCACAUGAUGCCUCUUCUCCAGAUCCAACAUUCACUCAACAGAUGUGACACUGUGACCAUCGUUCACCACAACACAGAGGGACUACCAUCUCAUGUGAACGACAUCAAAAGCCAUCAUGAGCUGAGUCUUGCAGAUGUUUUGUGUCUCACUGAAACUCACCUACAGGGCUCCUUUGUUGCAGACAGUCUCCAGUUAGAGGGCUACACCAUGUUCAGACGUAACAGACACCUGUCCUAUUCUAAUGUUCAACAGAUAGCCAGUCGAGGAGGUGGUGGAGUUGCUGUUUAUGUGAGAAACCACUUGCAGGUGUUGGAGAAACAGUACAUCACUAAUGUGACUGACCUUGAGUUUGUGGCUUUGAAGGUUGAAGCUCCAGUAAGUGCUCUGAUUGCAGCUCUGUACAGACCUCCAGACUACAGUGUGACAUCUUUCCUGUCCAAUGUGGGAAGCCUUCUGGACUCACUGGAGAUCAUGGACUGUCACCCCAUCAUUGUGUGUGGAGACUUCAACGAGAAUCUCUCUUCAAAUGCAAGUAAGCCCAUUCUUGACUUCUUUCAGUCCAAGGGAUACGCUCAGCUGAUCACCACUGGUACAACAGACAAGAACACACUGCUGGACCUCAUCUUCAUCUCCAGACCACAGCAAUGUCUCCACUCAGGUGUCAUGCAGACCUAUUACAGUUACCACAAUCCUGUUUACUGUGUGAUUUCAUCCAACAGGUCGUAAAGGAGACAGCUGGACUUUAAAGACAGAUUUAAUCACGUGUGGCUAAAAGAAUAAGUGCAGAAUAACUGUUUUAACAAAGAUUAGGAUAAUUAAGAGUUAAUGAAGAGAAAAUAAUUAUGUUUGUUUAAGAUUUACUAAAAACUGUUUGAUUUUAAAGACUGAAUUAUUGAAAAAGUGCUGUAAUGUGAGAAACUGACCUCUCUCUUUGUCCCAGAGAAACACUCUCUACUUGACCUGUCUCCAUUCUAGUACAGUGAGAACAUCUCAGCUGCCACAACCUGUGACUCUGUUCCUCAACCAGGGCCUAAGUACUGAGAACAAGAACACAAGAAGAACAGGUUGGUGUAUCAAAAAUGUGAGUAUGUGGUACAACACAUUAUUAUGGGAAAUUAUUUGGUUAACAGAAUACAUGUGUUUAGUGUCUGACAGAUUAUUAGUGAUGGAUCGUUUUAUGGAACAUUUUUUGGCCUGUGCAUUUAUCAGGUCAAGUCAAGUCAAUCAAUUUGACUUGACUUGUUAGGGAGGGUGGGCCAGGACUGAUAAAUGCACAGGCCAAAACCCUUUAAGCAGCUGUGUCUGAUGUUGUAUACAGCUGCUAAAAAAACUACCGUUUGAAACCCCAACAGAAAGUGUGUGUUCAUCAGGAACACACACUUUCUGAUGGUCUGAUACCUACCAGCUGAAACCCCACUCUUUUCAGCCACUGUAGAAAGUGUAAGUUUCCUUUCACCUGGGUUAGGGUUUGGGUUAGUUAGUCUGUUCCAUCGUUAAGCUGACCUCCAUCGUCACGGUCUGGUUGACCUCGCAUCAGGCUGAACUCUGCUGAAGACUGUCAAACAGCAGAAGACACAUCACUCCUGACAACACAAAGUCUACCUGCUGCUCAUCCCAUCACUCUGCAGAGGAGAGGAGGAGACACGUCCUCCAAACUUCUCCUCAUCUUCUCUCUGGCUCUGAGGUCCAGAAGGAGCUUUCAUCAACCACCAGACACCAAGCUGGAGCAGAACAGAUGCUACAGCACCUGACAGUCACCAGUGACACCUUCUCUGCUGGACCACACAUAGACAUGUGACCUCCUGCCAGGGCUCUGGUGUCUUCACAACAAAGCACGAGGUCUUCCUCCAAUGUGCUCCAGCCAGUUGAAGACGAGGAGAACUGCUAACAGAGCUAACAUGUUGACAUCAUGGCUCCAUCAUGCAGCCUUCAGAAGCUAUUCUACAACCACAGGUCAAAGGUCACAACAGUGCACACCUUACACCAUCACUCUGAAACUGUGCUGUGCUCUGCUUUGGGGUCUUUGACCUGCAGAGUGAAUGCUUGUUUUAACGAUGGAACAACUAUUAGUUAAGUUUUUUUUAUUAUAGCUCUCUACUCUUUGCGAUCAAUUAUUUAUUUAUAUUUUGUGUUGCAUUAGGGUUUUAUUACUUUUUAAACUUUUUAUUUCAUUAAUUUGACUUCAGGUCUACUUUCCAUUUUUCUGUGUUCUCAUGUGAAAACAUAAAAAACACUGAUAAAGAGGAAAAUGUCAGUUCAGUUGUUACAUGCAUCUGAUCUUGCCAACAUGUUUCCUCUUCAUCAGUCUUAUUCUUCUUGUUACAUUCCUCUAAUGUUUCAGAUUUAGUCUGGGGUUUCAGCUGGUAGGUAAAUUAAAAAUUCUUCACAUGAGCUUAGUCUUGGGCUGAUGUGAACCCUGGUGGACAGCAGUCAUGUAAUACUUUUAUAAACUAAGCAUUAAGGUGUGAGACUAACAUCCAAGUUGAAGGUGUGGUCUUCACACAGCCUUCAGCACAGAGCUCAGUUAAAUGAGUGUUGUGAUGUGCUCUGAUUGAGGAACAGUGUUCUGCUCCUUUAAACUCUCAAAGGUAGAGUUCUUUCUUUUUUAGUGAGGGGUCCUUCAAAGUCAAGGAGAACCCAGCACUCCAGUAAGACUCAGUAAUCUGAGCAACGUGUUGCUAUAACAAACAAUAGAGACUAAAAUGUUGACUGUCAGUCCAGAACUAUGAACUAAAGAGGGAAUCAGCCCUGGUCUAACCAACCUGUGAGAAGUCUCUGGUAUUGAACAGAAGAAAUAUGUACAGGUCCUUUGUCUUUCAUGCCUCUCCUCCUGUCUAUCUGUCUGUGAGUGUGGGUGGUCUUGCAUCCACUUUAGAAAAUGUAGGUUUCCUUUCAGCUGGGUUAGGGUUUGGGUUAGUUAGUCUGUUCCAUCGUUGACCCGACCUCCAUCGGCACGGUCUGGAUGACCUCACACCAGGCUGAACUCUGCUAAAGACGGUCAAACAGCAGAAGACACAUCACUCCUGACAACACAAAGUCUACCUGCUGCUCAUCCCAUCACUCUGCAGAGGAGAGGAGGAGACACGUCCUCCAAACUUCUCUUCUCAGUCACCAGUGAGACCUUCUCUGCUGGACCACACAGAGACAUGGGACCUCCUGCCAGGGCUCUGCUGUCUUCACAACAAAGCAUGAGGUCUUCCUCCAGUGAGCUCCAGCCAGUUGAAGACGAGGAGAACUGCUCACAGAGCUAACAUGUUGACAUCAUGUUUUCCUCUGCGGCAGUUUUAAAGCGUCAUCCUCCAACCUCCACAUCACCAUCUGCGAAUUCAUGAUGAAGCCAGUGCAGCUCAGCAGAACUCUUGAGAGAAGAGGAGACACGUCCUCCAAACUUCUCCUCAGCUUCUCUCUGGCUCUGAGGUCCAGUAGCAGCUUUCAACAAUUCGCCAGACAUCGAACUGGAGCAGAACAGAUGCUACAGCACCUGACAGUAAACAGAGAGACCUUCUCUGCUGGACCACACACAGACAUGUGACCUCCUGCCAGGGCUCUGCUGUCUUCACAACGAAGCAUGAGGUCUUCCUCCAGUGAGCUCCAGCCAGUUGAAGACGAGGGAAACUGCUAACAGAGCUAACAUGUUGACAUCAUGGCUCCAUCAUGCAGCCUUCAGAAGCCUCCCUGUGAAGUGGCUCUGAUCAAACAUGUUUUUUUCCUCUGUAGCAGUUUUAAAGCGUCAUCCUCCAACCUCCACAUCACCAUCUGUGCAUUCAUCAUGAAGCCAGUGCAGCUCAGCAGAACUCUUGAGAGAAGAGGAGACCCGUCCUCCAAACUUCUCCUCACCUUCUCUCUGGCUCUGAGGUCCAGUAGCAGCUUUCAACAACUCGCCAGACAUCGAAUUGGAGCAGAACCAAAACUACAGCACCUGACAGUCAUCAGUGAGACCUUCUCUGCUGGACCACACACAGACAUGUGACCCCCUGCCAGGGCUCUGUUGUCUUCACAACGAAGCAUGAGGUCUUCCUCCAAUGUGCUCCAGCCAGUUGAAGACGAGCUGAACCACUCACAGAGCUAACAUGUUGACAUCAUGGCUCCAUCAUGCAGCCUUCAGAAGCCUCCCUGUGAAGUGGCUCUGAUCAAACAUGUUUUUUUCCUCUGCAGCAGUUUUAAAGCUUCAUCCUCCAACCUCCACAUCACCAUCUGUGCAUUCAUGAUGAAGCCAGUGCAGCUCAGCAGAACUCUUGAGAGAAGAGGAGACACGUCCCCAAAACUUCUCCGCACCUUCUCUCUGGCUCUGAGGUCCAGUAGCAGCUUUCAACAACUCGCCAGACAUCGAAUUGGAGCAGAACCAAAACUACAGCAACUGACAGUCAUCAGUGAGACCUUCUCUGUUGGACCCACACCGACAUUUGCCCACCUUCCAGGGCUCUGAUGUCUUCACAACAAAGCAUGAGGUCUUCCUCCAGUGAGCUCCAGCCAGUUGAAGACGAGGAGAACUGCUCACAGAGCUAACAUGUUGACAUCAUGUUUUCCUCUGCAGCAGUUUUAAAGCGUCAUCCUCCAACCUCCACAUCACCAUCUGUGCAUUCAUCAUGAAGCCAGUGCAGCUCAGCAGAACUCUUGAGAGAAGAGGAGACACGUCCUCCAAACUUCUCCUCACCUUCUCUCUGGCUCUGAGGUCCAGUAGCAGCUUUCAACAACUCGCCAGACAUCAAACUGGAGCAGAACCAAAGCUACAGCACUCGUCAGUCACCAGGGAGACCUUCCCUGUGUGAAGCUGCAGCUCAGCAGAGUUUAACUGAUGAUGAUCCUUCAACAAGAGAUCAACCAAAGAGCAACACAUCUGUCAUCACUAUCAGACUGAAAGUUCACCCUCACUGCAGCUUCAAGCUUUCCCUAGAGGUCACUGCAGUCAUGCUGUCGUCAAAAACACUGAUGAUAACUGCUCACAGCCAUUCUUCAACCACAGGUCAAAGGUCAAACCAUUGCAACACCUUACCUUACACCAUCAAUGUGAAACUGUGCUGUGCAUGUUACUGACCUGCAGAGUGACUGCUUGUCUUAAUGAUGGAACAACUAUAAGUUAGGUUUUCUUUGAUUAUAGUUCUCUACCUCAUAUGAUCCAUUAUAUAUUUAUAUGUUGUGUUUUAUUAGGAUUUUAUUACUUUUGUAGAGUUCUUCCUCUUUUUGUGAGGAGUCCUUCAAAGUCAAGGAUAACCCAGUGCUCCAGUAAGACUCAGUAAUCUGAGCAACAUGUUGCUAUAACAAACAAUAGAGACUAAAAUGUUGACUGUCAGUCCAGAACUAUGAACUAAAGAGAGAAUCAGCCCUGGUCUAACCAACCUGUGAGAAGUCUUUGAUGGUAAGGCUCAACACUAAAACAUCACUAUGAGCAACAUACUCAGUUUAUGAGAAUUAAAUAGAGAUCACUGUCAACAGAAUAGUCUUAAAGAUCUUUCUUGACAUAUUUGUCACAUAUAU